AACGAGCCGCCUGCGCGCGCACACACAAACCCUCACACCUGUGCGGCUCCUCCCUCGCUGAGCGCGCGCUGGCCAAUGAGACGCGAGCUCCACAGUGUCUUGGAUUUUGCCGUCUCGAGCACCCCGUACACCCAGCCUGCACUCCACACGCAGAUACAGCACGAGCAUCUCCGUGUGAAAGCUAACCAUGGCUGAAGGAGGAGAAGGCGAGGAUGAAAUCCAGUUCCUGCGAACUGAUGAUGAGGUGGUCCUACAGUGCUCAGCCACAAUCCAUAAGGAGCAACAGAAACUCUGCCUGGCUGCUGAAGGCUUCGGGAACAGACUCUGCUUCCUUGAAUCCAUCUCCAACUCCAAGAAUGUGCCUCCAGAUCUGUCCAUCUGCACCUUCGUGUUGGAGCAGUCGCUGUCAGUACGAGCCCUUCAGGAGAUGUUGGCCAACACUGAGGAGAAGGCUGAGGGGACUGCGCAGGGUGGAGGCCAUCGCACCUUACUGUAUGGACAUGCUGUCCUGCUGCGACACUCCUACAGUGGAAUGUACCUGUGCUGUCUGUCCACCUCCCGCUCAUCCACAGACAAACUGGCUUUUGAUGUUGGACUGCAGGAAGAUACUACAGGCGAGGCGUGCUGGUGGACCAUCCAUCCAGCAUCAAAGCAGCGUUCAGAGGGAGAGAAGGUUAGAGUGGGAGAUGAUCUCAUCCUGGUCAGCGUCUCCUCUGAAAGAUAUCUGCAUCUGUCCUACGGUAAUGGCAGCCUCCAUGUCGAUGCAGCUUUCCAGCAGACAUUGUGGAGUGUGGCUCCCAUCUGUUCUGGCAGUGAAGUAGCACAAGGUUUCCUGAUAGGAGGGGACGUCCUGCGCCUCCUUCAUGGUCACAUGGAUGAAUGUCUGACUGUUCCCUCUGGGGAGCAUGGAGAUGAGCAGAGGAGGACAGUGCACUAUGAGGGAGGAGCAGUGUCCAGUCAUGCCAGGUCCCUGUGGAGGCUGGAGACGCUGCGUGUUGUGUGGAGUGGGAGCCAUAUCCGCUGGGGUCAGCCAUUCAGACUAAGACAUGUGACCACAGGGAAGUACCUCAGUCUGACAGAAGACAAAUCUCUGCUGCUGAUGGACAAAGAGAAAGCUGAUGUCAAGUCCACAGCCUUCUGCUUCAGGUCUUCCAAGGAAAAGUUGGACCCUGGUGUAAAGAAGGAGGUGGAUGGGAUGGGUGUUCCUGACAUUAAGUAUGGCGACUCUGUGUGCUACAUCCAACAUGUUGAUACCUGCCUAUGGCUCACCUACCAGACUGUUGAUGCCAAGUGUGCACGCAUGGGUGGAGUACAGAGAAAGGCCAUCAUGCACCACGAGGGUCACAUGGAUGACGGGCUGACCCUUUCUCGGUCACAACACGAAGAGAGUCGCACUGCUAGAGUGAUCCGCAGCACUGUGUUUCUGUUCAACCUAUUCAUCAGGGGCCUGGACACGCUAAGGAAAAAGGGGAAGAGCUCCACUCUAGAUCUACCAAUAGACUCAGUUAGUUUGAGUCUGCAAGAUCUGAUUGGCUACUUCCAGCCGCCUGGAGACCACCUGGAACAUGAAGACAAGCAGAACCGGCUAAGAGCGCUGAAAAACAGGCAGAACCUCUUUCAGGAAGAGGGUAUGAUCAGCCUGGUACUGGAGUGUAUUGAUCGCCUUCACGUCUACAACAGUGCAGCUCAUUUUGCUGAAGCAGUAGGAAGGGAGGCAGGAGAGGCCUGGAGCUCCAUCCUCAACUCCCUGUACCAGCUACUGGCUGCACUGAUCAGAGGAAAUAGGAAGAACUGUGCUCAGUUUUCUGGUUCGUUGGACUGGCUGAUUAGCAGACUGGAGAGACUGGAGGCCUCCUCUGGUAUACUAGAGGUGCUUCACUGUGUGCUGGUGGAGAGUCCUGAAGCACUGAACAUAAUCAAAGAGGGACACAUCAAGUCUAUUAUAUCCCUGCUGGACAAGCAUGGACGCAACCACAAGGUUCUGGAUGUGUUAUGUUCGCUGUGUGUGUGCCACGGCGUGGCUGUGCGCUCCAACCAGCACCUGAUCUGUGACAACCUUCUGCCAGGAAGAGAUCUGUUACUGCAGACCCGCCUGAUCAACCACGUAAGCAGCAUGCGUCCCAACAUCUUCCUGGGAGUCAGUGACGGCUCUGCUCAGUACAGGAAAUGGUACUAUGAGUUAAUCGUGGAUCAGGCACUGCCUUUUGUCACAGCAGAGGCCACUCACCUCAGGGUGGGCUGGGCCAACACCAGCGGCUAUGCACCCUACCCCAGCGGGGGGGAGGGGUGGGGGGGCAAUGGGGUGGGUGAUGACCUUUACUCCUACGGCUUUGACGGACUCCAUCUUUGGUCAGGCUGCAUUGCACGGACUGUUAACUCACCCAAUCAGCAUCUUCUGAGAGCAGAGGAUGUGGUGAGCUGCUGCCUGGACCUCAGUGUGCCCAGUAUCUCAUUCAGGAUCAACGGCCAGCCGGUUCAGGGCAUGUUUGAAAACUUCAACUCUGAUGGCCUUUUCUUCCCCGUGGCCAGCUUCUCUGCCGGAGUCAAGGUGCGUUUCCUCCUUGGGGGUCGUCAUGGGGAGUUUAAGUUCCUACCUCCUCCAGGUUACGCCCCUUGCUAUGAGGCGGUGUUGCCCAGGGAGAAACUGAAGCUAGAACCCAGUCAGGACCAGACUGCAGCCAGAGACCUGUUGGGACCUACUGUCACCUUGAGCCAGGCAGCAUUCACCCCCACCCCUGUGGACACCAGUCAGAUUGUGCUGCCACCUCACCUGGAGAGAAUCAGGGAGAAGCUUGCAGAAAACAUUCAUGAACUUUGGGUGAUGAACAAGAUAGAACUGGGCUGGACCUACGGCGCAGUGCGAGAUGAUAACAAGCGGCAACACCCCUGUCUGGUGGAGUUCUCCAAACUUCCUGAACAAGAGCGAAGCUACAACUUACAGAUGUCUUUAGAGACUCUCAAAACUCUCCUGGCCUUGGGUUGCCAUGUUGGCUUAGCAGACGAACACGCUGUAGAGAAAGUCAAGAGCAUGAAACUGUCGCCAACUUAUGAGUUGUCCAGUGGUUACAAGCCUGCACCUCUGGACCUGAGUCACAUCAAACUGACCUCCACCCAGGAAGCCAUGGUGGACAAACUGGCUGAGAAUGCACACAACGUCUGGGCAAGAGACCGCAUCCGCCAGGGCUGGACCUAUGGCAUCCAACAGGAUGUGAAGAACCGUAGAAACCCUCGCCUGGUACCCUACAUUCUGCUGGAUGAGAGAACCAAGAAGUCCAACAAAGACAGUCUGAGAGAGGCUGUCAGGACUUUGCUGGGAUAUGGAUACAACCUUGAAGCUCCCGACCAAGACCAUGCAGCUCAAUCUGACCCCAGCAACAUGUCUGCUGAGAGGUUCCGCAUUUUCAGAGCAGAGAAAACCUACUGUGUUAAUGCAGGGAAGUGGUACUUUGAGAUGGAGGUAUUAACAGCAGGGCAGAUGAGGGUGGGCUGGGCCAGGCCAGGAUGCCUCCCAGACCAGGAGCUGGGAUCUGAUGACCAGGCAUUUGUCUUUGAUGGCUUCAAGGUCCAGCGCUGGCAUCAGGGUAAUGAGCACUUUGGACGUGCCUGGCAGGCAGGCGACGUAGUCGGCUGCAUGGUGGAUCUGAAUGAACACACCAUGAUGUUCACACUUAAUGGAGAAGUUCUGCUCGAUGACUCUGGAUCUGAGCUGGCCUUCAAGGACUUUGAAGUCGGUGGAGGCUUUAUCCCAGUGUGCAGUCUGGGUGUGUGUCAGGUGGGCAGGAUGAACUUUGGUAAAGACGUCAGCACUUUGAAGUACUUCACCAUCUGUGGCCUGCAGGAAGGCUACGAGCCAUUUGCUGUCAACAUGAAUCGAGAUGUCACCAUGUGGCUCAGCAAGAGGCUUCCUCAGUUCGUCCCUGUCCCCACCAACCACCAACACAUAGAGGUGACAAGGAUAGAUGGGACAGUGGAGUCAUGUCCAUGCCUCAGGGUCACUCAGAAGUCAUUUGGCUCUCAGAACAGUUACACCGACAUUACCUUCUACAGACUGAGCAUGCCUAUAGAGUGUUCAGAGUCCUUCUCCAGAUCCCAGCCUAACGAGGGGCUCUUCUCACCAAAGCGGGAGCUGGAGGACUUUGAAACUGUGUCAGACUUUGAGGUCCUAAUGAAGACCUCUCAUGGUCACAAUGGUCCAAAUGGACCUGACAGAGACGAAUUCAACAACCACAAAGAUUAUAACCAGGAGAAGCCCUCAAAACUCAAGCAAAGGUUUAUGUUGAAGAGAAACAAGCCAGACAACAGCUGUCAAUCAUCUGCUCGCCUGUCAGAGGAGGUGAUGGCUGAUGACAGAGAUGAAUAUGAAUUCCUCAUGCAAGCCUCUACUCACUACUACUCAGUGCGGAUCUUCCCUGGUCAGGAUCCCAGCAAUGUGUGGGUGGGUUGGGUCACCUCUGACUUUCAUCAGUAUGACCCAAGCUUUGAGCUGCACAAAGUCCGAACUGUCACUGUCACCCUUGGAGAUGAGAAGGGCAAAGUUCAUGAGAGCAUAAAGCGGAGUAACUGUUACAUGGUGUGGGCUGGGGAGAGCACCAGUCCUGGUCAGGGGAGGAACAACAAUGGCUUGGAGAUUGGCUGUCUGGUCGACACAACAAACGGACUGCUGACCUUCACAGCCAACGGCAAAGAACUCAGCACAUACUACCAGGUGGAGCCUAGUACUAAGCUGUUCCCAGCAGUCUUUGCCAAGGCCACCAGCCCCAAUGUCUUCCAGUUCGAACUGGGUCGUAUUAAGAAUGUAAUGCCUCUCUCAGCUGGUCUGUUUAAGAGUGAGAGGAAGAACCCAGUUCCUCAGUGUCCUCCACGGCUGCACAUCCAGUUUCUCACUCCUGUAUUAUGGAGUCGCGUUCCCAACCACUUCCUCAAGGUGUCAGCAUCCAGAGUGAAUGACAGACAUGGUUGGCUGGUCCAGUGUAACGAACCUCUGCAGUUCAUGUCUCUGCACAUUCCGGAGGAGAGCAGGUCGUUGGAUAUCCUGGAGCUGUCUGAGCAGAGGGAUUUAUUAAAGUUUCACUACCAUACCCUCAGACUGUACUCUGCAAUCUGUGCACUGGGAAACAACCGGGUGGCACAUGCCCUCUGCUCCCAUGUAGACGAGUCACAGCUCCUGCAGGCUAUAGAGAACAAGUACAUGCCAGGUUUGCUUCGUGCGGGUUACUAUGACCUCCUUAUCGACAUCCAUCUGAACAGCUACGCCACAGCUCGACUCAUGAUGAACAAUGAGUACAUUGUUCCCAUGACAGAUGAAACCAAAAGCAUCAGCUUGUUUCCUGAUGAGAAGAAGAAACAUGGCCUGCCAGGCAUUGGCCUCAGUACCUCUCUGAGACCCAGAAUGCAGUUCUCAUCCCCGAGUUUUGUCUGUGGGAACGGACCUUCUCAGCGUAACAACAGCAACAGUGGAUCAGGAUCAGGGACAGGAGACUGUUUCCAGUACAGCCCUGAAUUCCCUUUAGACAUACUGAAAAUUAAAACCAUUGAAAUGCUAACGGAGGCAGUGCGGGAGGGAAGCAUGCACGUUCGAGAUCCAAUUGGAGGCAGCACUGAGUUUCUCUUUGUCCCCCUUAUCAAAUUGAUCUACACAAUGCUAAUCAUGGGAGUUUUCCAAAAUGGAGAUCUGAAGAACAUCCUUAGACUGAUUGAACCAUCUGUGUUUUCUGAAAGACGAGAAGGGCAGGAAGACAAGCACAUGGAGCUGGAGAUUGUGAAGGAAUUGGAGAUUGAAGGAAGAGGACAGGAUGGAGGGAGGAACUUGCCUAAAGAGGGGCUGUUACAGAUGAAACUGCCAGAGCCUGUAAAACUCCAGAUGUGCCAUGUGCUGCAGUACUUGUGUGACUGCCAGGUGCGCCAUCGAAUCGAGGCAGUGGUGGCCUUCUCUGAUGACUUUGUGGCCUGUCUCCAAGACAACCAGCGGUUCCGCUACAAUGAGGUGAUGUUAGCGCUGAACAUGUCUGCAGCCCUAACUGCCAAGAAGACCAAGGAGUUCAGAUCUCCUCCUCAGGAACAGAUCAACAUGCUGCUGAACUUUAAGGAUGACAAGCAGGAGUGUCCCUGUCCUGAAUACAUUCGAGAGCAGCUGCUUGACUUCCAUGAAGACCUGAUGAGACACUGUGGUAUAGAGUUGGAUGAGGAGAGAGGAAUAGAUGGUGACAGUGAUUUCACCAUCCGAGGUCGACUCAUGUCUUUGGUGGAGAAAGUGGCUUACCUGAAGAAGAAGAUGGCCAACCUGCCAAAGGAGAAAAAACACAGGAAACCCAGUACCUUACAGCAGUUGAUUUCAGAUACGAUGGUCCGCUGGGCUCAGGAGUCAGUUAUUGAAGAUCCAGAUCUGGUCAGAGCCAUGUUUGUUCUUCUGCACCGGCAGUACGAUGGCAUUGGAGGACAGGUGCGAGCUCUUCCUAAGACCUACACUAUAAACUCUGUGUCAAUCGAGGACACCAUCAACCUGUUGGCUGCUCUGGGUCAGAUCAGAUCUCUGCUGAGUGUCCGUAUGGGAAGAGAGGAGGAGAAGCUGAUGAUCAGAGGGUUGGGUGAUAUCAUGAACAACAAGGUGUUCUACCAGCACCCUAACCUGAUGAGAGCUCUGGGAAUGCAUGAGACUGUCAUGGAGGUCAUGGUCAAUGUACUCAGUGGAGGAGACUCCAAGGAAAUCACCUUUCCUAAAAUGGUGGCCAACUGUUGUCGAUUUCUAUGUUACUUCUGUCGAAUCAGCCGUCAGAACCAGAAAGCCAUGUUUGACCAUCUCAGUUACCUGCUGGAGAACAGCAGUGUUGGCCUUGCAUCUCCUUCCAUGCGAGGCUCUACUCCUCUGGAUGUGGCUGCAGCAUCAGUCAUGGAUAAUAAUGAAUUAGCCCUGGCUUUAAGAGAGCCAGACCUGGAGAAGGUGGUGCAGUACCUGGCAGGCUGUGGACUGCAGAGCUGUGUGAUGCUGGUGCAUAAAGGAUACCCUGACAUCGGCUGGAACCCCGUGGAGGGUGAACGCUAUCUCGACUUCCUGCGCUUUGCUGUCUUCUGCAACGGUGAAAGUGUAGAGGAGAAUGCCAAUGUUGUGGUGAGGCUUCUGAUUCGCCGACCAGAAUGUUUUGGCCCUGCCCUUCGGGGUGAAGGUGGUGAUGGGUUGUUGGCAGCAAUGGAGGAAGCUAUUAAGAUCUCUCAGGAUCUCUCCGAAGAUGGUCCUUCUCCUUCGUCGGAAAGCAGCAAGACACUCAGUGACAUGCUAGAGGAAGAGGAGGAUGAUACCAUCCAUAUGGGAAAUGCCAUCAUGACCUUUUACGCUGCUCUCAUUGACCUCUUAGGCCGCUGUGCUCCAGAGAUGCAUCUGAUCCAUGCUGGCAAAGGUGAAGCAAUCCGUAUCAGAGCCAUUCUCAGGUCUCUGAUUCCUAUUGAAGACCUGGUGGGAGUCAUCAGCAUUCCAUUCUCUAUGCCCAGCCUGGCUAAAGAUGGGUUGGUGGUGGAGCCAGACAUGUCAGCUGGUUUCUGUCCAGACCAUAAAGCAGCCAUGGUCCUGUUUCUGGACCGAGUCUAUGGUAUAGAAGACCAAAAUUUCCUGUUGCAUCUACUGGAGGUUGGCUUCUUACCAGACCUAAGAGCUGCCGCCUCUUUGGACACUGUUGCCCUCAGUGCCACAGACAUGGCUCUCGCCCUCAACAGGUAUCUGUGUACAGCUGUGUUGCCUCUCCUAACUAAAUGUGCUCCGCUGUUUGCCGGAACAGAGCCAUUCGCCUCACUGAUCGACUCCCUGCUCCACACGGUUUACCGCCUGUCCAAAGGCUGCUGCCUCACCAAGGCCCAGCGGGAUGCCAUAGAGGAGUGUCUGCUGGCUGUUUGUGGUAAGCUGAGGCCUUCCAUGAUGCAGCACCUGCUGAGGAGGCUGGUGUUUGAUGUUCCUCUUCUAAAUGAACAUACCAAGAUGCCUCUGAAGCUUUUGACCAAUCACUAUGAGCGAUGUUGGAAAUAUUACUGCCUGGCUGGUGGCUGGGGCAACUUUGGAGCCGCAUCAGAUGAAGAGCUUCAUCUCUCCAGGAAACUGUUUUGGGGAAUAUUUGAUGCUCUGUCACACAAGCGGUAUGACCAGGAGCUGUUUAAGCUGGCCUUACCGUGUCUCAGUGCUGUGGCCGGAGCUCUUCCUCCAGACUACAUGGAGUCCAACUACAUGGCCAUGAUGGAGAAACAGUCGUCCAUGGACUCAGAGGGAAACUUCACUCCAAGGCCUGCAGACACUGCCAAUGUGACUGUCCCAGAGAAACUGGACUAUUUCAUAACAAAAUAUGCAGAGCACAACCAUGAGAAGUGGUGUAUAGAAAAGUUUUCCAAUGGCUGGUCAUUUGGAGAACAGAUGUGUGAAAUUUCCAAGAGCCACACCUUAUUGAAACCAUACAAAAGCCUCUCUGAGAAGGAUAAAGAAGCGUAUUGCUGGCCAAUCAGAGAGUCUUUGAAGACCAUGCUCUCAUGGGGCUGGAGCAUUGACAGGAUCAGAGAGGGUGACCCUGCUAGCCUCCACAACAAGUCCAGGAGGAUAUCACAGGCCAGCCAGCUCUCUUUUGAGGGAGCGGCAGCUUUCAGCCCCAGACCCAUUGAUAUGAGCAACGUUACGCUGUCUAGAGACAUGCAGUCUAUGGCUGAACUGCUUGCAGAGAAUUAUCAUAAUAUCUGGGCCAGGAAAAAGAAAAUGGAUCUGGAAGCCAAAGGUGGAGGAAAUCAUCCUCUGCUGGUUCCCUACGAUACACUGACAGCCAAAGAGAAAUCCAAAGACAGAGAAAAAGCACAAGACAUCCUCAAGUUCCUCCAGAUCAAUGGUUACACCGUGUCCAGGGGUGUGAAGUCACAGGAGCUGGACACUCCAGCUAUAGAGAAACGAUUUGCCUACACCUUCCUUCAGCAGCUCAUCACAUACGUCGACCAGGCGCACAAACACAUGAUGGAGUUCGAUGUGGGAGCAAGACAGAAAGGAGAGAAGAUUCCUCAUGAGCAGCAAAUUAAGUUUUUUGGAAAGGUUGUCUUGCCAUUGGUGGAUCAGUACUUUAAAAACCACAGGCUGUACUUCCUAUCCACAGCCAUCCAUCCAAUCAGCAGUGGUGGCCACGCCUCCAACAAGGAGAAGGAGAUGGUGACCAGUCUUUUCUGCAAACUGGGAGUUCUUGUCAGAAAUAGGAUAUCCUUAUUUGGUAACAAUGCCACAUCCAUAGUCAACUGUCUGCAGAUACUAGGACAAAGCCUGGACGCCAGGACAGUGAUGAAGACUGGUCUGGAGUCAGUGAAGGCAGCACUGAGGUCCUACUUUGACAGUGCAGCAGAAGAUCUGGAGAAGACGCAGGAGAACCUGAAGCUCGGUCAGUUCACUCACAGCAGGGAGCAGCCCAGGGGAGUCACUCAGAUCAUCAACUACACUACCUUUGCCCUGCUGCCCGUCCUGUCCUCCCUGUUUGAACACAUUGGACAGAACAUGUUUGGAGAAGACCUCAUGUUGGAUGAUGUCCAGGUGUCCUGCUACAGAAUCCUCAACAGCCUCUACUUUCUGGGAACCAACAAAAGCAUUUAUGUGGAGAGGCAGCGUCCAGCAUUAGGAAAGUGUUUAGCCGCCUUCUCGGCAGCCUUCCCUGUUGCUUUCCUAGAGCAUCACAUCAACAAGUUCAACAGCUUCUCCAUUUACAUCAGCAAAGGAGCUAAAGACAGAGCAGCUCUAGGUCUUCCAGGGCAGGUUGGGGAUGUUUGUCCUCUGAUCCCAAACUUAGAGAAGUCUUUGGAGGAGAUCAUGGAAUUGGCUGAGUCUGGCAUGAGAUACACUCAGAUGCCACAUGUCAUGGAGGUGGUGUUGCCGAUGUUGUGCAGCUACAUGUCUCACUGGUGGGAACAUGGACCAGAGAACAACCCAGACAAAGCUGACAGCUGCUGCACUUCUGUGACCUCUGAACAUAUGAACACUCUGCUGGGAAAUAUUCUGAAGAUUAUCUACAACAAUCUUGGAAUAGAUGAAGGAGCUUGGAUGAAAAGACUAGCAGUCUUCUCCCAGCCAAUCAUCAGCAAAGCUAAAGCCCAACUGCUCAAGACCCACUUCCUUCCUCUGAUGGAGAAACUCAAAAAGAAGGCAGCAGUUGUGCUGAUGGAUGAGGAGCACAGCAAGGCGGAGGGGAGGGGUGAGAUGUCAGAAACAGAGCUUCUCAUCAUGGACCAGUUCACCGUACUGGUCAGAGACCUGUAUGCCUUCUAUCCUCUCCUCAUACGAUUUGUUGACUACAACAGGGCCAGAUGGCUGAAAGAGUCCAACCCAGAGGCUGAGGAGCUGUUCCGCAUGGUGGCUGAGGUUUUCAUUUUCUGGGCCAAGUCUCAUAACUUCAAGAGAGAAGAGCAGAACUUUGUAGUCCAGAAUGAAAUCAACAAUAUGUCCUUCCUCAUCACUGACACUAAGUGCAAGAUGUCAAAGGGAAUAGUUUCAGACCAGGAGAGGAAGAAGAUGAAGAGAAAGGGAGAUCGAUACUCAAUGCAAACGAGUCUUAUCGUUGCCACUCUGAAGCGCCUGCUGCCUGUUGGACUCAACAUCUGUGCCCCUGGAGAACAAGAGCUCAUCGCACUAGCUAAGAACCGCUUCACUCAGAAAGAUACCGAGGAUGAAGUUCGAGAGAUCAUCAGGAAUAAUCUCCAUUUACAGGGAAAGUUGGAGGACCCAGCUAUUCGAUGGCAGAUGGCUUUGUACAGAGACCUCCCAAACCACUAUGAGGACACCUCUGACCCAGAGAAGACUGUGGAGAGAGUUCUGGACAUUGCUCAUGUCCUCUUUCACCUAGACCAGGUUGAACAUCCUCAGCGGAGUAAAAAGGCUGUGUGGCACAAACUGCUGUCCAAACAGAGGAAGAGAGCAGUGGUUGCGUGCUUUAGAAUGGCACCGCUCUAUAACCUGCCCAGGCACCGGGCUGUCAACUUGUUUCUGCAGGGCUAUGAGAAGUCCUGGAUUGAAGCAGAGGAACAUUACUUUGAGGAUAAACUCAUAGAAGACCUUGCUAAACCAGGUGAACAGGAGCCAACCGAGGAAGAGGAGGCUUUGAAGCAUAUUGAUCCACUGCAUCAGCUCAUUCAGCUGUUCAGCAGAACAGCUCUCACAGAGAAGUGUAAACUGGAUGAGGAUAAUCUCUACAUGGCUUAUGCUGACAUCAUGGCUAAGAGUUGCCAUGAUGAAGAGGAUGAGGAUGGGGAGGAAGUGAAGAGUUUUGAAGAGAAGGAGAUGGAGAAGCAGAAGCUGUUGUAUCAGCAGGCCCGACUGCAUGACCGUGGAGCUGCUGAGAUGGUGCUUCAAACCAUCAGUGCUAGCAAAGGUGAGAUGGGUCCUAUGGUGGCGUCCACUCUAAAGCUGGGCAUCGCUAUCCUCAAUGGAGGAAACUCCACUGUACAGCAGAAAAUGUUGGAUUAUCUGAAAGACAAGAAGGAUGUGGGCUUUUUUCAGAGUCUGGCUGGUCUGAUGCAGUCAUGCAGUGUUCUGGAUCUAAAUGCAUUUGAGAGGCAGAACAAAGCAGAAGGGUUAGGAAUGGUGACAGAGGAGGGAUCAGUCAUCACUCAUGAGCGUGGUGAGAAGGUCAUGCAGGAUGAUGAGUUCACCUGUGACCUUUUCCGCUUCCUGCAGCUGCUCUGUGAAGGACACAACUCAGAUUUUCAGAACUACUUGAGGACACAAACGGGGAACAAUACGACUGUCAACAUCAUUAUCUCUACUGUUGACUACCUCCUCAGAGUGCAGGAAUCAAUCAGUGAUUUUUACUGGUAUUACUCUGGCAAAGAUGUUAUUGACGAACAGGGCCAGAGGAAUUUCUCCAAGGCAAUAAAUGUGGCCAAGCAGGUUUUCAAUACACUCACAGAGUACAUCCAGGGUCCGUGUACUGGCAACCAGCAGAGUCUGGCCCAUAGUCGACUGUGGGACGCCGUGGUUGGUUUCCUACAUGUCUUCGCUCAUAUGCAGAUGAAAUUAUCUCAGGACUCCAGUCAGAUUGAGUUACUAAAGGAGCUGAUGGAUUUGCAGAAAGACAUGGUGGUCAUGCUGCUGUCUAUGCUGGAAGGUAAUGUUGUGAAUGGGACCAUUGGGAAGCAGAUGGUGGACAUGUUGGUGGAGUCCUCCAACAAUGUGGAAAUGAUCCUCAAGUUCUUUGACAUGUUCCUCAAACUGAAAGACCUGACCUCCUCAGACACCUUCAAGGAGUAUGACCCUGAUGGAAAAGGUGUCAUCUCCAAGAGAGACUUCCAUAAGGCUAUGGAGAGCCACAAACACUACACCCAGUCUGAGACAGAGUUCCUGAUCUCCUGUGCUGAGACUGAUGAGAAUGAACUUCUGGACUAUGAAGAAUUUGUGGAGCGCUUUCAUGAGCCAGCCAAGGACAUUGGCUUCAAUGUGGCUGUUUUGCUGACCAACCUGUCGGAGCACAUGCCUCAUGACACCCGGCUGCAGACCUUCCUGGAGCUGGCAGAGAGCGUCCUCAACUACUUCCAACCAUACCUGGGCCGGAUUGAGAUCAUGGGCAGUGCCAAACGCAUUGAAAGGGUCUAUUUUGAGAUCAGCGAGUCCAGUCGAACACAGUGGGAGAAACCUCAGGUCAAGGAAUCCAAGCGUCAGUUCAUCUUUGACGUUGUGAAUGAAGGAGGGGAGAAAGAAAAGAUGGAGCUGUUUGUGAAUUUCUGUGAGGACACUAUCUUUGAAAUGCAGCUGGCGGCUCAGAUGUCUGAUGCUGGUGAGCGUUCAGCGGUGAAAGAGGAGAGUGAGCGGGAAAAGCCAGACGAGGAGAACCCUGACAUGGGUUUCUUCUCUGUUACCACUGUCCGCAUGGCUCUGCUAGCUCUGCGAUACAACUUCAUGCUGCUCAUAAAGGUCCUGUCCAUGAAGAGUUUGAAGAAGCAGAUGAAGAAGAUUAAGAACAUGACAGUGAAGGACAUGGUAACCACCCUGGUGUCCUUCUACUGGUCCGUGUUGCUGGGCCUCCUUCACGUGGCUUUCAGUGUGGCCCGAGGAUUUUGCAGAAUCUUUUACAACACCUUCAUGGGAGGCAAUCUGGUGGAGGGGGCCAAGACUAUAAAGGUGUCAGAGCUGCUGGCCAACAUGCCCGAUCCCACCCAGGACGAGGUGAGGGGUGAAGGGGAAGACAGAGAGAAGAGACCCUGCACUGAGCGCAGCUCCCCAAAGGAGGACCUGGCUGACCUGGCAGUGAACACCAAUGAGACUGAGCUGCUGUCGGACAUUUUUGGCCUGGACUUAAGAAGAGAAGGGGGGCAGUACAAGAUCACCCCACAUAACCCCAACGCCAGCCUAAAUGAACUGCUCAACACCCCACUUCCCUCCCCAACCCCCCCUACCCCACCAACAGCACACCCGCCUGAGCUUAGACGGAGGCAUCAUUCGAAGAGCUCCUCCUCGGACGAGAAGGAGGCAACCGCAGAGACACGAUGUGAACCUGAGAAAACAUCAGAUGGUGGACAUGUAGAGAAACAACAGAAGAAUGAAAAGAUGAAGCCAAAAGUGAGGAGACAUCGCAGCUCAAAGUCCGAUGAACCCGAUCUGCAGGAGUCUGCCGUUUUAAAGAAGAUCAUAGCGUACCAGAGGAAACUACUGAACUACUUUGCCAGGAACUUCUACAACAUGAGAAUGCUGGCUCUGUUUGUUGCCUUUGCAAUCAACUUCAUCCUCCUGUUCUAUAAGGUUUCUACAUCCUCAUCUGUGAUUGAGGAAAGGGAAGUGGUGUACAGCAGCAGCCAACCGGACAGCAAGGUUCAGUGGGAUCCACUGGCAAUGGAAGCAAUGGAGACAAGGGAGGAGGGGACAGAUGAGGCUGGGGAGACCCUGAAGCCUGUCACAGUCCGCUUUGUCCUGGAGGAGAGCAGUGGAUACAUGGAGCCCAUGUUACGGAUCCUGGCCGUCCUGCAUACUGUCAUCUCCUUCUUCUGUAUCAUCGGAUACUACUGUCUCAAGGUGCCACUGGUGAUCUUUAAGCGUGAGAAGGAGGUGGCCAGGAAGCUGGAAUUUGAUGGCCUUUACAUCACAGAACAACCCUCUGAGGAUGACAUUAAGGGACAGUGGGACAGACUAGUGAUCAACACACAAUCUUUUCCCAACAACUACUGGGAUAAGUUUGUGAAAAGGAAGGUGAUGGAUAAAUAUGGAGAGUUCUAUGGCCAUGACCGCAUCAGUGAAUUGCUGGGAAUGGACAAGGCUGCUCUGGACUUCAGUGAUGCUCACAAAAAGAGAAAGCCCAGGAGAGACAGCUCACUGGCUGCUGUGCUCAACUCAAUUGAUGUCAAGUACCAGAUCUGGAAGCUGGGGGUCGUAUUCACAGACAAUUCCUUCCUGUAUCUGGCCUGGUACAUGACCAUGUCCAUCCUGGGUCACUAUAACAACUUUUUCUUUGCUGCCCAUCUGCUUGACAUUGCCAUGGGCUUCAAGACACUGCGUACCAUUUUGUCCUCGGUCACGCACAAUGGCAAACAGCUGGUGUUAACAGUUGGCCUGUUAGCGGUGGUGGUGUACCUCUACACUGUAGUGGCCUUCAACUUCUUCAGGAAGUUCUACAACAAGGGCGAAGAUGGAGAACUACCAGACAUGAAGUGUGACGACAUGUUGACAUGCUACAUGUUCCAUAUGUACGUAGGUGUGAGAGCAGGCGGAGGGAUCGGUGAUCAGAUCGAGGACCCAGCGGGUGACGAGUAUGAGAUCUAUCGUAUCAUCUUUGACAUCACCUUCUUCUUCUUUGUCAUUGUAAUCCUCCUGGCUAUCAUCCAGGGGUUGAUCAUCGAUGCUUUUGGAGAGUUGAGGGACCAGCAGGAACAAGUGAAAGAAGACAUGGAGACCAAAUGUUUUAUCUGUGGAAUAGGCAAUGACUACUUUGACACAGUGCCACACGGCUUUGAAACGCACACACUACAGGAGCACAAUUUAGCCAACUACCUAUUUUUUGUGAUGUAUCUCAUCAACAAAGAUGAAACAGAGCACACAGGCCAGGAGUCUUAUGUAUGGAAGAUGUACCAGGAGCGUUGCUGGGAGUUCUUCCCUGCUGGUGACUGUUUCCGGAAACAGUACGAGGAUCAGCUCAACUGAUCUCUUCUUGGAGCAACAGACUCUUACCUUUCAUACUGUACCCUGUUGAAGGCCCUCUACAGCCAUCAUUCCUCUGCUUAGCCCUCAAACCUUUAUUACUGUUCUCUAAGGAGUGCCUGUUCUACCAAACAGCAGGUUUCACACUUGGCUCUGCUUUCCAAUCCAGGAGGAACUCAAUGUUCAGCCUCCUCUACAGGCCCCACCCUAAACCUUCCUCCCAGCUCUUCCUCAUCCAGACAGCCAACUUGCCAGCUCUGCCAGAACUUCCAGCACAUUUUGUUUGGAAUGCUUCUAAGACUUUGUACAUGGAAAACAUUAGAUUAUAUCCUGUAAAAUAUGCGACUGGUGGCUCAGAUGAUGACUUCUUUGCUUCAUCUUAUUCUACAUUCACAGUAACAAGCAAAAAAAAAAAAAAAAGCAGCAAAGGAAUAAUGGAGCAAGGGAAAAGGGAAGCACCCAAAAUGGACAGAGAAGGAGAGCAAAAGGAACAUAGAGAGUAUUUCUCCUGAAAGACUUUCAGGACAGUGACUGAAACACAAAGAGCGAGCAUUAGUAUGACGAUGUUUACGAUUUUUAAUGUGUACAGUGCACGCUGCAUGUAGGUAUAGGUGGUGGACACACAAAAGAAACACCUCUACAACCUUGCUGUAAUCCAACACACAAUAGCUCUGCAAUAAAUUUGAUCUUGGAGGAGAUGACAUGCUCAGCUUUUGUUAAGACUGUCAAAGAGGUGAUGAUUUGAUUAAACUCUAAAAGUUACUUUAUGAUGUUUUUUUUGUUUGUUUGUUUGUGGUACAUGAUGAGUGGGAAGAUGAAAGGUGCCUCAGCACAAUAAUUUAAUCAAACACAUCAUCAUCCUUUAAUCUCACAAUUACCACAGAGUGAAAUCAGCACCUCUCUGAUGCUGUCAAUGAAAACUGAACAUCCUGAUUUCCACAAACAGGACCGCUGUACUGGAUUCAAUUCAAGUAUGGUUUACAGAUUUUAACUGUGUCCACACUCUGUACAUGCCAACACUGUGUGUGAAGGGCUCCUUAACUAAGUGUUCAGUUGCUAUCAACAGUCCAUUUUAUCCCAGCUGAGCUGUAGUAUGGAUGUCAACAGGUCAUAAUCCUCCAUCAGCCUGCAAGUUAUUAUUUAUUUAGGUUUUUUGUUGUUGUUGAAGGCAACAGAAAUAAUACAUGUCUGCCAAAAAUGCUUGCAAUAUGGUUGAAUCCAUUGGCAUCUUUGGUAAGUCUAUUUAUCUCUUUUUUUUUUUUUUAUUUCAAAAAUUUUCAACCGGUAGUGGGAUGACCUUAGAAUCGAGACAUCUGUUUCAGAGGUCUUCACAGGUCCAAAAAUUAGUACCCGAACUCAAAAAGACCCAGAAAUGUACUACCUGAAACCAAACUAUUUUGAAAUUUGAAACUUUUUUGAUUCUUUUGCGAGCUGGAACCCAGACCCAUGCAGAACUGAGACAUGUCUGACCUAAACUGCACCUGUGCUAAUGCUGAUUUCAUCAGCAGUCUUCUCCCCUGUGCCUGGCCAUCUGGUUUAAAAAAAAUAUCCUGGAUUUCUUUUAUUCCUCUCUUGGUGAUUGAAACAGUAUUGCUAAUUCACUCCUUAUUUCGGCGUCCACUUUGAGUCCACUUUGCUGCCAUGGUGCCAGAAGACAAAUGGGACUUUGUAGUUUCGUUGCUAUAAUAACUAUUUCAUAUUUGCUGCCUCAGCUACUACUAAUUUGCUAUCAUCUGUGCCCUUGAGGCGAGUCUGACCUCUGACCAUCUGACCCUUCAGCUUUUGAACAGGAGCACUUGCUCACGCAGGUCAUUUGGUACCACCUUGUGUCACAGAAGCACUCGUUUGCUUGCAGUCCAUGUUCCACUACAUAAUCAGUGCUGUCUGAUUAUGACCAGGUCUUCUUGGAACCACUCAGGUAUAACACAUAACGUGUAAAACAGACCUGUGACCCACAUUAAUAGAACAAGACCCAACCAAAACCUUAUUGGCUGUAUAAAACGUAGGUCCAAACCUGGACAGGUUGCAGGUCAGGUCUCGGGUCCUAGUGUUUGGGUGGGCCCAUGAACACCUUUAGUCUCUCUGUCCAACACUUUGGUCUACAUCAAUAUAUGUGGACAACUGUUGGUUAGAUUGCCAUGAAAUUUAAUGAGCACAUUUGUACUCCUUGUUAACUUUUCUGACCACAUGACAGGGCAUCACUGUCCAGACAAACAUUACAUGUUUAGCCCCACUCCAGUAUUGCAUUGUGUAAGAAACAUCACUCAUUGGUGGGGCCAGACUGGGACGUAAGACAGCCAAAAAGGAAUUUAUCUGUUUGAAACUUCAUAGCUGCAGACAAAGUUAAUGUGUGCUUGUUGGUGACGAUAAAUAGUCAGCCAUAUUUGAGCAGCCCAUCAGUCAUGUUUCCUGCAGUGGAAAUGUGCAGCAAGUGCAGGAUGAAGAGAGAUGAUCAGUGGGUAGAUGAAAGUACAGGAAGGGGAGACUGGAGGAUACAGUGCCUUAUGAAACCAGGGGUGACCUAUGCAAGCUGAAGUAAGGGGGCUUCACAUAAACACAGUGUAGACCGAGGAUAACGCCAAGAGCUGGGUGAUGGGGUGUUGAUGAAAGAUAAAAACAAGCCGCAUGUGAGCUCUAAAUCAGACAUAGAGAAAGAGAUGGUGGAAGGAUGGAGCUUGCUUUAUAACUUUAUGCAGUGCAAAUAAGGGUGUUACAGUUUGAAAAAAUGUACAGUUCAGUAUGUUUUAAUCCACUCUGUCAUCAAAUGACAAUGACGUUAUCAUGUAGAGUUCUGGAAAGUCCCGUUUUUGUUUGAAACCACAGCAGCAAAUGAGGUCACAUUUCAUCUUGACUGAAAACUGAAUGGGGAUGUUCAGUGUCACUAGCAGUAGUGUUGUAAUAAGAGAGCGACCUCCAUUGUCCUAUAGCACUGUGCACUUAAGAACAAAUGGUUUCUUCCUUUUAAGGUGAAAACAGAAACUUUAAAACAUCAACUUUCAAGGUGUUUCCAAGUGAUGUUAUUGUUAGCUUUUUUCCUGAGUUCCUUUCUGCUCCUGGUUUGUUUUCUGUUGGUAUUAGAUAUUUGUAGAGAUAGCAACACAGCUACUGCUAGAAGCCUGGCUGCUGUCCAAAGCAAGAAACAAUCGUAAGAAUCCCAAUUUGAAAAUCUUACCUUAGUAUUAUGAUAAAGGCAGAGUAAAACACCUUGUUAAGUGAGCAGGUUUUGUUACUUACUGAUCUUGUCGAAGAAAUGUCAACUCGGUUGUCGGUUCUGAAAGCUCUCCAGUCCUGGGAAACACACAGGUGGGGGAACACACUCUGACACAACACUGGAGUUCUCUCCUUCGAGUGAAUGCCCAUCCGUUGACUCGUGUUUAUUACCUCGGUUUCUGUCACUCUCCCGCUUUGCCUUCUCUGUCUCCUCCAUCACUGGGGUUCUUUUUUCUCUUGCAGGGUAGAGUUCUCACAGAUACUCCAGUUGUUCCACUGUUAACUGCGGAUAGCUACCGGUGAAAACAAUUCUGUUCUUGUUGUGCAAUCUCAGAUGUGCUUCCAUGGUGCCAUUAAUAGAGCCUUAAUUUUUCUGGGAAAAAUCCUGUCAGGUGGCAGACAGAUUAGCAUAGUGAAAAUGAGACUUAUAGGAAACAUAUGUUAAUGGUGUCAUUUUUCUAUGUCCAUCACACUGCUUAAUCAAUAUUUACUUAAUAAGUUUAAGCAAAAAAUAUUCUCUAUUUCCACUUUAACAAAAGUAUUCUUAGACUGCACGAGAGCAAGGUGGACCUGAUAAACUGAGUGUAUGUUGCAGUACUUGUGUAGUCUAUUGCAGUGUGUCAGUGAUGACUGGCCCCAUCAGCAUAGAUGGUUAUCAUGAUACUUUGCAAAAUUCAUCAUUUAUGAUGCUGUCAAACCACCAACUUUAAGAGUUCAUCCUAUUAGCUUAGCUUUGGUUUUGUGCAGGCUGCUGCAGACAAACAUGCUGUAUACAUUCUGUCUCGUGGAGCAAUAUUGGAGUCACUGUCAAGAGACAGACAUCCAUCAUCCAUGUCAACGUGUUUGCUUGUAUGCUCCUUUGCUUUCUAUUUCAUAUUUGAAUUAGAUCCCUCACUACAAAGCAGAAAAAGCAGCAGUAAAGUGAAGCACAAACCUUCCAUAGAACACAUUUUAUGACUUACAAAGUUUGGAUCUUGUAGGAUUUGGGUCAGAAUGCACAGACAAGGGACAAAUGAAUGAUAUUAGAAACAAAAUAGUCUUUUUAAAGCAUAAUUAUUAUUGCAUUUUUUUUUUUUUUUUUUCACUGAUUCAUUCCUCAGUGAAAGGAUGUGUCUGUUGAUUGAAUGAAUGCUCAUAGCUGGCAAAUGUUAAUGAACAUGUCCUGGCAACAUUUUUAAAUAAGGAUUGUUUGUCUGACGCCUUUUGAUUUCUUUCUCUUUUUUUUGUGAUGAUCUUAUGCAAUACAGCAAACAGAGUUACUCUUUUUGUAUAGAUAUUCUCUGAAAAACUCUACUCAGAAAAAAAAAAUGCCAUUGCAUGUUUAUUCUGCGGGUUUUAUGAACAAGUAUAACAAAAACCACAAAAUCUAUGUCACCCAUAAAUUGUUUAAUAAGAUUAUUUAAGAUGAAUUAAGAUUUCUGUAAUAUUGUAUUUAAGUGUUGUAGGCUUCAUUGUAACUCUUCAAGUCAUUUGCCACAUGUGCAUCCCUUUGAAAAAAGUGGCUCCUGCUUCUCUCUCACUUAACUAUAUCUGUUUUAAUAAACUAUGAGUCAAAGGUUUAAGUAUUAAUUGGUUUUAAGCUCAAGCAAUAGCCCUUCAGGGACUGUAUGGGAGGUGACUGACAAAUGUAAAUUGCAAGAAAAAAGCAAAACGAAUAAAAGCUUGCUCAACUUUAUCUCAUUAAAAUACAAUUAGUUAUUCGUAUAUUAUUUAUUUAAUUUAAUUUAAUAAUACUAAGAAAAUAAAACAGAGCUUCUUUUAAAAUAGUUUAUCACUUAAUCUUAAAGGUGCAAUUCAUAUUUAUAGAGUAACAUUUUAUUGGUUCUGCACAAAUCAAACAUUACGUACAUGCCGGGUUGUCACUCUUCUGUUUUAGCUGUCAGCUUUCUUGUUUCAUUACAGAAGUUGCUUAAAAGACACGAGGCCUUGAGAACAGUAUACUAUCACUUUUGUUGUUUUUGUCUUUGUGCCACUACAGACUGCUAAAGAGCCAUCUUUUACCAAUUGCACCUUUAAUGUUCAGUGAGGAUGCACGAACAGUUUACAUUUAGCACUGACUGUACAAGUAUGAAAACACAGUGGAUGUUACAGUUGCAAGCAAACAAUGUGGUUGUUGUGUAUAUUGGAGUGCGCUCAUUAUACCACAAUGUCAGGCCUAGUUUUACAGUUUUGUUUUUUUUUAUUGCAAUACCACACUGAAUGUCGUUUCUAAGUGGUAUUUUGCUCAUGCAAAAAUAAAUAUUUUACAUAUUUACCACAGAGGGGCAUGCUUAGUUUGCCACACAGUAGUGCAUCAUACAGACAUUUUGAGUAGGCUAUUGCUGCUUCUGAGAGAUAAAUGUGUGUAAAGAAAACUUGGGUCUAAGAGUUAUGAAUGGAUCUGCAUGAUUUUAAAAUAAAACUUUUUAUUUAUUAACUUG
Scatophagus argus is the source of this 20742-nucleotide messenger RNA. It is a transcript of the gene ryr2a, whose product is annotated as ryanodine receptor 2a (cardiac). Gene Ontology annotation, biological process: intracellular calcium ion homeostasis; calcium ion transmembrane transport. Gene Ontology annotation, cellular component: smooth endoplasmic reticulum; sarcolemma; sarcoplasmic reticulum membrane. The record is from RefSeq and is a predicted model, not a curated record. NCBI's taxonomy places the organism in Eukaryota, Metazoa, Chordata, Actinopteri, Scatophagidae. Bases 188 to 15115 code for a protein of 4975 amino acids. The transcript is spliced from 115 exons. Gene Ontology annotation, molecular function: calcium ion binding; ryanodine-sensitive calcium-release channel activity; protein binding.